Messenger RNA from Raphanus sativus (radish), 1759 nucleotides. RefSeq names its product CBS domain-containing protein CBSX6. The transcript is spliced from 2 exons. Bases 229 to 1530 code for a protein of 433 amino acids. Lineage: Eukaryota; Viridiplantae; Streptophyta; Magnoliopsida; Brassicales; Brassicaceae. The record is from RefSeq and is a predicted model, not a curated record.
GAGAGAGAGAGAGAGUCUCUCUUCGCUUCUCUCUCGAGUGUGUGUGACACAACAAACUCUCUCUCUCUCUUUCUUCUCUCUCUUAAAUGGGAUUUGAAUGGCGAAUUAUCUUCUCCUCUUGAUACUUCUCCGAUCACCAAUCACCGGCCUUCACACCCUCCUCGUCUUUCUCCACUCCCUCUUAUAAAAACAAAAAAAGCCAAUUCACAUCUCUCUCUCUCUCUCUAAAUGGCGUCGGUGUUUCUGUAUCACGUGGUGGGAGAUCUGACGGUGGGGAAGCCAGAGAUGGUCGAGUUCUACGACACCGAGACCGUCGAGUCCGCCAUUCGCGCCAUCGGAGAGUCCACCGAGUGCGGGAUUCCCGUCUGGAGGAAGAGAUCGGUUCUUCCUCCUCAUCCUCAUCCUCAUGGUGGGGUUGAGAACAGCGAGAUGAGGCAGCAGAGGUUCGUUGGGAUCCUGAGCUCUCUGGAUAUCGUUGCCUUCUUAGCUAGGAGCGAGUGCCUUGAAGAAGAUAAAGCGAUGAAGAUCCCCGUCUCUCAAGUCGUUUCCCCUAACAACUCUCUCCUCAAACAAGUUGAUCCCGCCACCAGGUUGAUAGAUGCUUUGGAGAUGAUGAAACAAGGAGUGAGACGACUUCUAGUUCCGAAAAGCGUUGUUUGGAGAGGUAUGAGCAAGAGAUUCUCCAUUCUUUACAAUGGAAAAUGGCUGAAGAACAGCGAAAACUCUGGCAGUAGCAGCGGUCUCUCCGCUGACUCCAACAGGCCUGCUACAUCCAAGGCUUCAAGCCGGGACAAGUUUUGCUGUCUCUCAAGGGAAGACGUGAUCCGCUUCCUCAUAGGUGUCCUUGGAGCAUUAGCUCCUUUGCCACUCACAUCAAUCUCUUCUCUUGGAAUCAUCAAUGUAGACUACAACUUCAUUGAAGCCUCUUUGCCAGCCAUCGAAGCCACCAAAAGGCCACCAUGUGAUCCCAGUGCAAUCGCCGUGUUGGAACAAACCGAGGACGAAAAACAGUUCAAGAUAAUAGGAGAAAUCUCAGCUUCGAAGCUCUGGAAAUGUGAUUAUCUCGCUGCAGCUUGGGCUCUAGCUAAUCUAUAUGCAGGGCAGUUUGUGAUGGGAGUCGAGGACAACAUGUCAUCAAGAUCAUUCAGCGACUUCCUCCAAACUUCAUUUGUCGGAGGAGGAGGAGGAGACCAGAACGGAACAGCUACAACAAAGGCCAAGAAAUUCAGUAGCAGGAGCAUCGGUUUCAAUCCGACAAGCCCGACAAGACUGAGCAUCGGUAGGAGCAUGUACAGGGGAAGAAGUGCGCCGUUAACUUGCAAAACGUCGAGCUCAUUGGCUGCGGUUAUGGCUCAGAUGCUGUCUCAUAGAGCCACACAUGUUUGGGUUACAGAGGCUGAUUCAGAUGAUGAUAUUCUUGUUGGAGUAGUGGGCUACGGAGAGAUCUUAGCUGCUGUUACUAAACAGCCUUCUGCCUUUGUUCCUUCGAAUCGUUCUUACGAAGGUUUUGGUAAUGAAAAUCAAAGCUAAGAAGACUACUACACAAAAUCAAAAGGAUAAACAACUUAUGUCUGAGAGGAAGGGACACAGUUUUUUGGGUGUGUUUGUCAAAAUUGUGUACUAUUGAACUUAGUAUCAGAUAGCUCCAAUAAGCAAAAAUAAACGAGCUAUGAUUUUUCUUUCUUAUUCAUUACUAUGUGAACUGUUGAGUGUUUACAGCAUAUGUAUAAACAGAUUUGUCUUAUUAUUUCUUGAGAGA